ACAGACCAAAUGGAGACCUUGUAACACCUUCCGUUAUGAGAAAGGUAGUUGUUAUUGGAAACUUCCAACCCGGGAAUAACAUGUACAAAUCAACCAGCCGCGUCACGAACCUACAGAGCAACCGCGUUAAUAAUCUUCAAGGAAUGUCUUCACCUAUUUUGGGCUCUCAGAGAAGCUUGGASUCUGGACAUCCAACUGUUGCUGUAAACCCUUCGCCUCUUUCCUUUAACAUUGGCGGGAAGAGAGUGUUCAUGAAUAACCCAACUGUCGGCCGARCGAACUCCAAGUAUAAUUCCGAUCCAAUGCCGGAGUACAAUUAUAAAGACUCCAAAUAUGACCUCGAGACGACGUCCGAUAGUAGAUAUGACGAGGAUUACCAUGACGACAAUUUCCAUGGUAACAGUUACCAUGACGACGACUAUGAUUAUAGUAAAGGUGAUGAGUUAGGGAAUUUCGAUCCUGAUGGUGUAAAUCCYGAUGAGUCUAAAAUGACUGGUAUUGKUUCUAUUGUGGGCAAGAAAGGGCAAAGCUUGAUUGAUGAGAUUGGCAGAAAAGUCUUGCUAAAAAUUCUACAGAAUCAAAAUGAAGGAAAUCAAAAGACUCAGUCRUAUGCUGGUGGGACAAGUGAUUCUACUGGGCAAACUGGUCAGAUAGACGUGGACAAAGUGGCGGCGCUCUUGAUGGCGCCCAAAAAACCUUCCAAUCCUUCCAAUCCAGAAGGUGAAAAAAUUCUUCAAAUGUUAGAUCACUUGGGAUUGGCUAAUACAAGAAAACCAGAAGACGAGACAMMACAAACAAGUUUACCAGUGGUGAAUGACUUAAACACUCCACCAGUUAAUCCUAACGGCCAGAACACUUUAAGCAAAAUUUCCAUUGGCGGGAAGUURAAUGACGUCAUCGACAUUGCCAAGGUGACGCCUACUUCAAAAACUGUUAUCAUGACAACGCCAGCAUUCGCAGAACCGACUGAAGCAGACAUGAAUAUCCAAAACGACCAGCCGAUGAAUGACGGKGACGUCAUAUUGAAAAUCUCUGGAAAAGGAAAACCGGUGAGUUUCAAAGCCGAUACCAGCACCGAUGGAUCYUUACURCUAAAAAUACCMAAAAARUAUUCUGAAGAUUUAAUUAAGCCUAAUGGUGACCUAGCAACGGGCAGCCAAGGGAUGGGUGGACAGUCUGAUCUUUUGAAUCGUGACAUCAUUAAACUUUUGGCGGGAAAAAUCGGCARUGGAAUCGAUUACAGUAAGGCACCUGCAGUUAACCCAGCUCGACCAACAGUAAAACUGACCCUCCCCUCCCUCAGCAGUUUGCUCCAAUACAARACAACCGUAAGCCAACCAGAUCCAAAGCACGUGUUAAACAGCAACGUAGUCCUCCCUCCACAGGGUAUACUACCGAAUACCGCUGGACUAUCAGCACAGCAGACGCUGAACGAUCAAGACAGGUCGCCCCAGAGUCUUAUUAAAAGCAUUUUUCCUGGUUUAGCUGGUUUGCCUCCCAGUGCACAGAAUAUUGAAACCCUCAUGACUCUUCUCACACGCAUGGAUCAGCUACCGUCUUCUUAUGUCCCAGGGAGCGUUUCKGCAUAUACUGGGACAGUCCCUGUCAAUUACGCCGUGAGACAUGGAGUUGGGACACUUGCGCCUACCAAAGCGUUUUCCAUGAAGGGUGUGUUGAAGGCCUCUGAGAUGGCUGAGGAUUCUGCAGUAGUGAGAAACAAAGGGACAACRAAUAGAAAAAAGGGCGAUGAAUGGUCUCCUUGCACAGCYACCUGUGGCGAAGGCCUCCAAGCACGUGCUUCACCUUGCCAAGGAAAGCACUGUAGCGGAUACACAACAGAAACCCGCCCUUGUAACGCUGGGCCUUGUCCAGAACAAUUAGCGAAAGCGGGCUUGAAGCUUCACAACACGUUCCGCGUAUGGCAUCACAGUCCUGCACUGAAAUGGUCCUCGUCUUUGGCCAAGAAGGCCCAGAAACUYGCAGACGACUUGGCAGAAAACAGAGACUCUUCUAUGACGACAGCUGAGAUGAACGAACUUCCAGGCGAAAACAURGCAGUGCUACUCGCUCAAGACUAUAACACAGCCGCAGAAACAGCUACUAGACAGUGGUACGGUGAGGUCAAAUGGUACAACUUUCUUCACCCCGCCAUGACCGAUGAAACACGGCAUUUCACGCAGGUCGUUUGGAAGUCGACCAAGAAAGCGGGCAUUGGUAUUGCUAAGUCAAAACUAAAUCAAAACGUCUACGUUGUCGCCCURUACGAYCCUCCAGGGGAUAUUGAAAGUCAGGGUUUGAAGAAGAACGUUAAAAUGCCUGAUACGACGCAAACUUAACAAAUGUUUCAAGCCGAUUGCGUUGUUUGCUAUGUUUMCAAGAUGUGAAUUCGUGGUAUCUGUUAUUUUGUUAUUAUACUAUAAGGUGGUUUUCAUAAGUCCGUGAAAAUAAAAAAGUUAAAAAAAUAGUUACUUAUCUUUAUUUUGCACGUUUUUCGUUUUCGUUUCGGUGAAUCACAUUUUAUCACUUUUAAACAUUAUUUCACUGGUUUAUGAAAAUCACGUCGAAUUUCACAUGUGCCGAAACAAAUUCAUAUUUUAUUCGACCAUGAUAAUAAAGUCUAUUUCAUUUAGACGUCGAAUUUUAAGUGUCACCAAGAUAAAUCCCAAUCCCCUCUCAAUCGCUUCAUUUUCCAAUACAGCGGAUAUAGAUCAAAGACCACUUUUUCAUACGAAGUAUUCUAAGAAGUAUGUGACACAAAAUGAYUGAAGUCGACUUUAAUUCACAACUUGAGAAUCAAUUGAUUUAUGCGUUGCACUUUCUAUGUACAGAAGUCAUGAAUUGUCUUCGGCACAUGAACUUAAAUAAAUUAAUAAAGUUUUCUAGCAAUGUUAACAUCUCUUUAUUAAAAGAUAUUCUUGGGGCUAAACACGGUCGGUAUGSCAAUCUUUUUGCAAGAAAUAUACACUACAUUGUAUGAACGACAUUAUCAACCUUACAAAUACAUGAAUAAAAACAUAAAAUAAAACGAAAUCCGCAAAGGAUUUUACUCUCCAA
Molecule: messenger RNA, 3054 nt
Organism: Exaiptasia diaphana
Lineage: Eukaryota; Metazoa; Cnidaria; Anthozoa; Actiniaria; Aiptasiidae
Exons: 5
Coding region: 36-2336 (766 amino acids)
Source: RefSeq, a predicted model, not a curated record